Zingiber officinale is the source of this 1420-nucleotide messenger RNA. RefSeq names its product rRNA-processing protein EFG1-like. The record is from RefSeq and is a predicted model, not a curated record. The transcript has 8 exons. Lineage: Eukaryota; Viridiplantae; Streptophyta; Magnoliopsida; Zingiberales; Zingiberaceae. Gene Ontology annotation, cellular component: nucleolus; preribosome, small subunit precursor. Gene Ontology annotation, biological process: maturation of SSU-rRNA from tricistronic rRNA transcript (SSU-rRNA, 5.8S rRNA, LSU-rRNA). The coding region runs from base 180 to 1124 and encodes 314 amino acids.
CUUAACGACGCGCUUCAAUCAUUGUGGCCCAUUUUGUAGCAACCCCUUCCUUCCUCUCCCCCCAAAGAUAAACCCUAGUAAUAACGCUUCCAAGUUCGAUUCCGAACCGCGAUAUAGUUGUCGUUCCGACAUUGUUCGCUUCCGGGAUCAGGGUACCGGCUAGUCGGAACCGCCACUAAAUGGCUGCCGGAAGCUCCUCCCGGAGCAAGACUGAAGAGAAGAGAGCACCCAGUCGGCGACCUAAGGCAUUGGGACCAAAGAAGAACCCUAAGAAAAGUGUUUCUAUAAAGAACCAGAUCCGCUCCGUCGAGAGGUUUCUCAGUAAGGACCUACCCAAUGAUGUUAGACAGGCUCAAGAGGAAAAACUGAAAGGGCUUCAACAGCUGCAGGAUAAUCACAUUCGCUCAGCAUUGGACCAUAAGAUUCAUCUCAAUGACAAAAGAAUAAGAUUUUUUGAGAGGCGAAAGAUUGAGAGGAUGAUAAAACAGCUUGAAAAGCAAUGUUCCUCCUCUGACCAAGCCUCAGAAGAGGGGACUUUGGAUCAGCUUUCGAAAUUAAGAGAAGAUUUAAAUUAUAUUAGAUUUUUCCCAAAGAAUGAAAGAUAUGUUUCACUGCUUGUUGGUGGUGAUAAUCCAAAAAUUGUUGAAAAAAGAAACCAGUUACGUGAUCAGAUAAAAGCCAAUCUUGUAGAAGCCACUUCUAAUGGAGAAGAUUUGAAAGAAACAAGUGAAAAUGAUGCUUUAGAUGUGAAUGAGGACGAUUUCUUUUUAGACGAUUGCUCAAGUGAUGAAGGAGACUGUGAUCCUGCAGAUAAUAAUGCUAGAGAAUCAACUUUGAUUGCUCCUGUCAAAGAAAAAUCUGUCAGGUUCACUGAUUCAAGGAAUCAGGAGGUCCCUGCUCGAGUUCUCUCACUGCCACCUCAGCCAUUGCCAUCUAGACGAAACUAUGAUGAAACUGCUGUGGCAUCUAGAUCUAGCAAAGCAUUCAUUAGAAAGAAUGAUGCUUCCUCUAAAAGCUUGAAAUUGGUAAAUGAAGUCAAAGGUCAACACAGCAACUUUAGUUCAAGCUCAGAGGUCCAUAAGCCACGCAGAAAAAGGAGGCCAAAGAAGAAAAAACAGGCAUGAGUAAAAGUCCAGAGGUUGGGCCAUCACUGGACAUUGACGCCGGAAAAAAGCUGUGUUGGACCAAGAAGAAACAAAAUGAACCAAGUUUGUAUGCCCCCUGUGCGUGACAACUGAAACGACUGUUUUCUCAUGCGUAUGGUUUGAUGUUGUGCCAGGAUUGGCAUAUACUUUGCAAUCAGUUUGUAAUAGUUAUGUUAUGAUGUAAUAGUUUGUAAUAGUCAUUUUUGAUUGUUUUCUCAUCCGUAUGGUUUGAUGAUUUUUCAUUUCUGAAUACCAUAUGUUUACUAUUGAUGAUA